AGGGAGACCGGGACAGGAAAGCAAAGCAGAGUGGUGAGAAGCAGAGAGUGAGACAUUAAGCAGGACUCCUGUGAAGAGGAUUCACCUUCGACUCCCUGAAAACUUUCUAGGGAAGAAGGAAGGCAUCAUUUAAGAGUCCUUGGGUAUUAGUUUAAAAAAAAAAAAAAACUCUAAUUUGACCUUUGAUCCAUUGUAUAAAGAAACUUGUCUGAACAUCAUGGAUGGAGAGUCGCCCAGCCAGGAGACAUCUGAGUCUACACAGACAACUAAUCAGACUGACACCAACAACAACAACCAGGCAGAUGAACCAGGGCUGGAGGAGAAUAAAGACACAGGGAUAGAGCCUUCGGAGGGGGAGACAGCAGAAGGUCAGGGGGCAAUGGAGGUGGGGGAGGAGGGAAAGGAGGAUACAGCACCACAACAGGGGGGAGGAGAGGAGGCCAAUGCUGGAGAUACAGACAAGCCCCAGACUGCAUCAACGCCUGUUGAAUGUGACAUUGAAGAGGCUGGACAAGAUAAAGACACAGCAUCUACUGACGUGACGGCUCCUGAACCGAUACAUGGAGAAAAUGAAGGGGAUGGAGAGGUGGGAGAAGACGGGAAAGGAGGGCAGGUGGAAGAGGUCAAGACUGGGAAAGAUGGGGAGGAGGAAAAGGACAAAAACAAAGAUGAAGAGAAGAGUAAAACAGGAGAAAAGGCAAAAGAAGAAGAGAAAGAUGUGAGUGGAAAAGCAGCAAAGGGGGCAGAGAAUAAAAAACAAGUCAAAGAAGCAGAUGUAGAUAUUAAAGACAAAGGAAAGAUAAAGGAGGCAGAAAAGCAAGGGAAGCCCAAAAGAAAGAGUGGUCCUCCCUCCUCUUCUCUCUCCCGACCAAGACCCUCUGCACGUUCUAUUAGAGCAUCUGCUAAAAACAGCAUUAUUGCCAAGUUUGAACAAGGUGCACCAGAGACACCGAUACCCCGCAACUUCAAAAUUCAGAGGUCAUCUGCAGCUGUGGCCACAGGAGCUUCAAUCAAACAGAAGAUACUUCACUGGUGUUGCAACAAAACUCGAAACUAUGAGGGCGUCAACAUUGAAAACUUCUCAUCGUCCUGGUGCGAUGGGAUGGCGUUCUGUGCUCUGAUCCAUCGUUUCUUUCCAGACGCUUUCAACUACAGCUCCCUCAGUCCAGAGGAGAGGGAGAAAAACUUUACUCUGGCCUUCCAAACUGCAGAGUCCCUGGCUGACUGCUACCCUCUGCUGGAAGUGUCGGACAUGAUCAUGAUGGGUGACAACCCGGACCCCAUGUGCGUCUUCACAUAUGUCCAAUCCCUCUGCCACAGCCUGUCCAAAAUAGAAAAAGAGAGAAAGGAAAAAGAAAAGGAGCAGAAAGAGAAGCCUGGUAAUGAGGGAGAAGAGAAAGAUAAAGGAGAGGAUGCAGCAGGAGAGGUGUCGACGGAGAAGGGGGGGGGACAGUCUCCUGGGACCGGCACGAUGGAUAGCCAAGAGGAGAAAGAGGGAGAAGGUGCUGAGCCAGAGGGAGCUGGUGAAGAGGAAGAUGCAUCAAAGAGUUGCAAGAUGGAGGAAGGUGGAGAAGUGUUGGUCGAGGCAGAGUCCUAGAAAAAUACCGACAUCACACAGACAGACUGAAAAGACAGAAGAGAUUGUUGAUGGUUGCGGUACUAGAAUGAGUAAGUCUUAGUUUGAUAUUGGGCUGACUACUCUCAGAGUAAAGAGGCACAUCAGGUCGACUCUCAACUCAAAUACUGGCAAUGUGAUGUUACAGAUAGCUGUAUGUUUGAAAGUGUAUUAUGAAGUAUGUUUUUUUUUUUUUUUUUUUUUUAAAUCGACUGCCAUGUUAUUUGUUUUUGAGCACAUGAGGUAGAAAAUGUAAUUAUUCUAUUUGUUGUGUACUUGGAUAAAAUCAGAAUUUAAUUAAUGCACCUGUGAAGUAUAAAGUUUUAUUGUGCAACAAUAAAAUUCUUCUGUU
Messenger RNA from Xiphias gladius (swordfish), 1967 nucleotides. RefSeq names its product smoothelin-like 1 (gene smtnl1). Gene Ontology annotation, molecular function: protein binding. The record is from RefSeq and is a predicted model, not a curated record. Lineage: Eukaryota; Metazoa; Chordata; Actinopteri; Istiophoriformes; Xiphiidae. Gene Ontology annotation, cellular component: filamentous actin; microtubule organizing center. The transcript has 5 exons. Bases 218 to 1597 code for a protein of 459 amino acids. Gene Ontology annotation, biological process: actin cytoskeleton organization.